Molecule: messenger RNA, 945 nt
Organism: Sceloporus undulatus (fence lizard)
Lineage: Eukaryota; Metazoa; Chordata; Lepidosauria; Squamata; Phrynosomatidae
Product: granzyme A-like
Biological process (GO): proteolysis
Molecular function (GO): serine-type endopeptidase activity
Source: RefSeq, a predicted model, not a curated record
AUGGACAUGUGUGCCUCAGGGAAUCUGGUCAUGCUUACCACAGUGAACUCACUAUACAACACAUCUACUGAUCCAUACAAUGAUCAACUUGAGGCUCAAGUACCCAGGCCAGAAAGGGAACUUGAGGGAAAAGGGGGCAAAAUACAUGGUUGUGGCAGAAAACAUAAAGGAGUAAUAAUGGGUCUCCUUUUUGAUAUGUGGCUUUCUGCAGCCAUUUUGCUCCUCAGAAUUCCCAGAGAUCAGUGUGCAGAUAUAAUUGGAGGGAGAGAAUCAAUUCCACACUCAAGACCUUUCAUGGCCAUAAUUGAAGGAAAAGGCUACUGUGGAGGGACAUUAAUCAAACCAAACUGGGUGUUAACAGCAGCCCACUGUGAACUUGGGGGAAAUGCCAACGUCAUUCUUGGAGUUCAUUCACUAAAAAAACCAGAGGCUUCAAAGCAGAUCUUUAAAGUUACUAAACAGAUUCGUCACCCAUGCUAUGAUAACGAUACAAAAGACAAUGACCUAAUGCUGUUGCAGAUUAAACUAAAACACUGAUUACAAACAUUUGUCCACAGUCAACUUGCCAAAAAUUUCAUGGACCUCAAGGCAGGUAUUAAGUGUCUCGUUGCUGGCUGGCUAUUCUCCAACAUCAGGACAAAAAAGCCAUCUGAAUCACUUCGAGAGGUUAAUGUCACUGUCAUUGAAAGAAGCAUAUGCAAUGACAAAAACCACAUCAAUUCUAAUACUGUCAUAACAAUGAACAUGGUGUGUGCUGGUGACAAGGAAGGAAGGAAGGAUGCAUGUACUGGUGACUCUGGUGGUCCUUUGAUAUGCAAUGGGAUACAAAGAGGAGUGGUCUCUUUUGGAAAAAAAUGUGGAGAUAGCAAGUUCCCUGGUGUUUAUACUCGUCUCACAGAGAAACAUGACCGCUGGAUAAAGGAAACCAUAGGGGCCAACUUGUAG